GCAGCUUAAGCCAAUAUAAAUGCUUCCAAAGGUCGGCAAAUAUUUGUCUAUACUAUGCUAAAUACACCCUCCAGCCCCGCUCUGUUCACCACUUCACCUUCAAACUUGUUAACUUUAUUUUCCUUCCAAAGUCCAUCCGUUAUUUCUUCUUUUUAAAUAUUGUUUCUUCAUCCCCGAGCCUCUUAUUGUCUCCCAUAAAACAAUGGAGGAGUGAAAAAGAAAGGUGUGGUGGGUGGAAUUCGCGCUUUUCUUCUUGCAUUAUUCACUUUGUCCAUCUGUUUACGGCCACAUUAUAUCACUCGGAGUAGUGGCUUGUUUUUGAAAAAGUUAGAAGAGUCGAUACGAUGAGGAUUCUAGAUUUGUUUGUCGUUGCUUCUAUGCCAAUUAUGAAGGUGCUCAUGCUGACAGCACUUGGUUCAUUUCUUGCCUUGGAUCGUAUAGAUGUUAUGGGGGAGAGUGCAAGGAAGCAACUGAAUAAUGUUGUUUUUUUCGUGUUUAAUCCUGCAUUGGUCUCUAGCAGCUUGGCCAAAACGGUUACCUUUGAGAGCAUUGUAUUGUUGUGGUUCAUGCCAUUCAAUAUCCUGCUUACAUUUAUUAUUGGCACAGCAAUGGGAUGGUUACUAGUAAAAAUUACAAAAGCUCCUCAACAUAUAAGAGGUCUUAUUCUGAGUUGCUGUGCAGCAGGAAACGUGGGACACUUGCCCUUAAUUGUCGUUCCAGCAAUCUGUAGGGAGAAAGGCAGUCCCUUUGGAGCUCCUGACAUUUGCCAUACGUAUGGAACGGCUUAUGCUUCACUUUCCAUGGCGAUUGGAGCCAUUUACUUGUGGUCAUUCGUGUACAACGUUGUCCGAGUUUCCUCAGCAAAGGUCAACAAAGAAGUUAACGGAGAUGAUUCAACUAGAGUUAUGAAGUCUACUGGCACAGGAGGCAUGCCAUCGCCAACCUUACCUGAUCAACAGAAUUACUCCGAACCUCUUCUUCCUUCCAAAAAUUGCUCCAUCUCUGUGUAUACACAUGAAUUGUCGUUUUCAUGCGCCAAAUCAAAGGGAACUGUCAAGGUAUCGGAUUUCGACAAGACCUGGCAGUAUUUAAGGAUAAUUUCUCGAAAACUCAAUUUGAAGGCUAUAUUUGCACCUUCAACUACUGCUGCGUUUAUUGGGUUCACUAUGGGUCUAGUUCCCCAAAUUCGAAAUCUAGUAAUUGGUGGUAAUGCUCCCUUCCAUGUGGUUCAAGACUCUGCUUCCCUGUUGGGGGAUGCAGCCAUCCCGAUCGUGACCCUGAUAGUGGGAGGAAACCUUCUAAGAGGUUUGAAAGGACCAGCUGGUAUUUGCAUGUCACUGGUAAUUGGAGUAAUUGCUGUUCGGUAUGUUUUGCUCCCCUUGUUGGGCAUUGUCAUCAUAAAGACUGCAGUCCGGUUUGGUUUGGUGCACUCCGAUCCAUUAUAUCAGUUCAUUCUUCUGCUACACUACGCACUUCCACCAGCAAUGAAUAUAGGCACAAUUACCCAAUUAUUUAGAGCUGGAGAGAGCGAAUGCUCUGUGAUAAUGCUGUGGACAUACGGGUUAGCCUCAAUUUCACUUACACUCUGGUCGACUGCGUUCCUAUGGUUAGUGAGUUGAUUAAAUUGGUAGUUGUUCUCAAAGUACCGAAUUAUUUUGGAGUUGUAAGCUUGUUAUUGCUACCUAGCUAAUUACAUUUGCUUGAGAUCUGCAACGUAUCGUUAUCUUUACGACUUAUUAUGGCUAUCUAUGCUCUGUGAUAAUGCAGCGUCUUUAAUGCAUUUAAUACAUGUUAUUUCUA
Gossypium raimondii (Peruvian cotton) is the source of this 1800-nucleotide messenger RNA. RefSeq names its product protein PIN-LIKES 3. Lineage: Eukaryota; Viridiplantae; Streptophyta; Magnoliopsida; Malvales; Malvaceae. Gene Ontology annotation, cellular component: membrane. Gene Ontology annotation, biological process: endoplasmic reticulum to cytosol auxin transport. The record is from RefSeq and is a predicted model, not a curated record. The coding region runs from base 345 to 1619 and encodes 424 amino acids. The transcript has 11 exons.